This is a messenger RNA of Amaranthus tricolor (Joseph's coat), 3471 nucleotides long. RefSeq names its product protein JINGUBANG-like. Gene Ontology annotation, molecular function: protein binding. The record is from RefSeq and is a predicted model, not a curated record. Lineage: Eukaryota; Viridiplantae; Streptophyta; Magnoliopsida; Caryophyllales; Amaranthaceae. The transcript has a single exon. The coding region runs from base 1715 to 3079 and encodes 454 amino acids.
UAGUGCUUUAACCUGGUUAAAACGCCAACUUUAAAAAUCAACUUCAACAGGUUAACAUAUCAAUUUGAGCAGGUUAAAACACCAACUCUAAACAGGUUUUACGAUGCAUGUUUUUUUAGUCGUUGUCUUUUUAGUAAUAAAUAAUAAUGUGUCGGUCCAUUGUUUUUUCUAAAAACCGUAUCUAAGUAAGAAUUUGUGUUGAAAUUUUAGUAUUUGGCGCCUUUGUUUUGCCGUUAUAAACCUCUUAAGCUCUCCCUCUUCAUUUGCUGGCAAACCUUCAUCAAUGGCGGAACAUUCAACAAUCAAAACCCUAAAACCAUAUCCAAAUCAAAACCCCACAAAACCCUAUAAUUGUCUGACAUUUUCUUGCAGAAAAAUCUUCAUUUGUGGCCAGUUAGAGUGAGUUUUCCUGGGUGGAGAAAACCCCAUUAAAAUUGGGCGGAAUGGGUUGAGAAAUUAUCCAUCAAAUUCGCCAAAAUCUGGGAAUAUCAGGUAUUUGUGAUGGAAUCCUCUCUUCUUUACAUGAAAUUAAAUAUAACCCAGAUAUUAAUCUUGCUUUAGCUGAAUUUUGGACUCCAAAAACUAAUACUUUCAUUUUUCCAUUGGUUGAAACCACCAUUUCUUUGCAAGAAAUAAAAUUUUUAUUUGGAAUGCCUGUUUCAGGAGAAAGUAUGGAUUUAUCUCUCACUGAUAAUUCUUCUAAGAAUUUAGUACACAUAUUGCAACAAGUAGAAAAUGCUCUGUCAUAAUUGAUUGUGAAAAUGAUUCUUGGAUUAAGUUCAUUAUCAUGUUUUUUUUGGGUUGCUGUUCAUCUUGGUCAAGGGAAAAAAAAUUGCUCUAGCUCCUGCUGUUCUUGUUUGUUUGUACAAUAAUCUUACAUUUCUUACUCAAAAUGCUGCUGAUUUUGUUUAUAAGAGUGAAAUUUCUGUUUCUGGGUCAUUUUAGACUGUGUUCCUUUGGGCUUUAAAGUGGUUUCCUUUGUUAGGAUCAAAGGUGUUCAUUCGGAUAAUUGUGUUGAUUCCGGAUUUUGCAUCCAUAUUGUAUUUUACAUAAUUGUAAAUCACUUUUAGAGUAAGGUCAAAUUGGGUUCAGUAACAUAGUCGGAUAAAUUUCUAAUCAUUGGGUCUAUUUUAAACACCUAUAGUUAGGAACAUAGGGUACAAGCUAGCUAAACCUUCGAGUUUUGGACAAAAGUGAGCGUUCGAACUAUUUUGUUUUAGUAUCUUGGAUUCGACUCUAAAUAAUGUCAUAUCAUAUCAUUUUUCAGCGCAUGAUCAGCCUUAAUCCCAAAAGAUUAGAAUCGUCUAAAAAGAAAGUGUUGAUCACAACAAAAUUUAUUAAUUUUAAUAAUUUUAAACAAACAUAAUAAUUCAUCCUGAUUCUAUGGACAACAAAAUCUUCAUUUAUCUUUGACAUAAAUAAUUCAAUUAUUUUACCAAAAUUUAAAAUUUCCUACGUGUUCCCAAGUAAUAGACUGUUUCUAUAUUUAAACAAAAAAAUUCCCUCUCAUUCUGUUUCCUGCCUGUUCUUCGUCAUCCUAACUUCCUAACCACCUUCUAAUUCUCAACCAUUUGUGCCAUUUUUUGCUGUCAAUUCUCUUGCAAAAAAUAGCAAAUCAUCAAAUACACACCCUUUUUCAUAAUAAUCAUAUAAUUUUUUUGGGGUAAAUCAUUUAAGGGAAAAUUCAAACAACCCAAAAAAUUAUCAAAAAAGUAUGUAUGAUUCAGGAAUGGAUAGAUCACAAUACGCAAACAUAGCUCAUUCAGACCCGAACCUACCUAGAAUGGAUGAUGAAUGUGAUUACCCGGAUCGACAGAGUAGUUUCUCGGCUUUUGGAGGGCAUUCCUUCAUUGAUGAUGCACCUAGAAUAAGCACAGAAAUGUCACCAAUGAUGAUGUCUCCAUGGAACCAAGUUUCACCCUUUAAGCCUUCUUGGUCUCAUCAAUCUCAACAAUCUCGGGAUUCAGGUCAGAUCAAUGCGCUUGUUGGAUCGUUGGUUCGAGAAGAAGGGCAUAUAUAUUCAUUAGCUACCAAGGGUGAUUUGUUAUACACAGGGUCCGACAGUAAAAACAUCCGGGUUUGGAAAAACUUGAAGGAGUAUUCCGGGUUCAAGUCUGCAUCCGGGUUGGUUAAGGCUAUUGUGAUCGCGAAUGGGAAGAUAUUUACGGGUCAUCAAGAUGGUAAGAUUCGGGUUUGGAAAGUGUCACCUAAGAAUCCAAGUAUUCAUAAAAGAUCAGGUUCUUUACCUACAUUGAAGGAUUUGUUUAAGGCCUCAAUUAAACCGAGUAACUAUGUCGAGGUCAAAAAGCAUCGAAGCUCGUUAUGGAUUAAGCAUUCAGAUGCUAUAUCAAGUUUGAGUAUGUAUAAGGAACAAGGGAUUUUGUACUCGUCUUCAUGGGACCACACUUUUAAGGUGUGGAGAGUUACAGACUCGAAAUGCCUCGAGUCUGUAGUUGCCCAUGAAGACGCGGUGAACUCAGUUGUGUCGAGUAAUGAAGGGAUGGUGUUCACCGGAUCAGCUGAUGGCACGGUUAAGGUAUGGAGACGAGAAAUGCAGGGGAAAGGCACAAAGCAUUUCUUUGUACAGACAUUACUGAAUCAAGAAUGUGCAGUUACUGCUCUUGCAGUUGAUCCUACAGGCUCAAUAGUUUACUGUGGGUCUAGUGAUGGAAUGGUUAGUUUUUGGGAAACCGAGAAGAAUCUAGCCCAUGGGGGUGUUCUUAAGGGUCAUAAGCUAGCUGUUCUGUGCUUAACUGCUCGUGCACGACUCGUGUUUAGUGGCUCUGCUGAUAAGACUAUCUGUGUAUGGCGUCGAGAAGGCACGAUUCACACGUGCCUCUCGGUUUUGACGGGCCAUAACGGGCCUGUUAAGUGCUUGGCUGUGGAAGAUGAUAAGGAUGCUAAAGGUCUUAAGUUUAUUGUUUAUAGUGGAAGUCUUGAUAAGUCUGUCAAAGUAUGGAAUGUUGCUGAUCAAGAAGGAAUUACAGGAUUGGGAAUGGGAACAAUGCAGCAACAGCAGCAGGUUUUGGAGGUUGAAUCCGCAUCUGAAUCUUUGCGAUCUGAUCGUAGCUCUCGGUGAAUGCAUUCACUUUUGCACUAGCCUUCUGGUUCGCUUAUGCUUUUUGACUUUUUGCCUGGUCAAAUAGCAGUUAACAACUAAUUUUUACUAAACAUUUUAAUAUCUAAUUUAUCAACAUAUAUACAUCCUGCAACUCAAACCAACCAACAACUACAUUCAACUUUAGCCAAUUACAAUUAUUUGCAAAACAAGCCUUUAAUAUAAUGAGUGCAAGGUAAAUGUGAUUGGAGAGCUUGUUAGCUAAGAGUGUACUUGAUGAAUUGUAAUUGUAUGUAUGAGGGUAAACAAAAGGAAUUGUGAUUAUGGAGGAUUGGUGAUUUUCAUAUUUAAUUUUAUAAUUUUUUUUGUUGAUUGUUGCAUGAUGAUUAUUUUUUAUUUGUAUGGCUAUGAAA